Amaranthus tricolor (Joseph's coat) is the source of this 1294-nucleotide messenger RNA. RefSeq names its product bidirectional sugar transporter SWEET4-like. Gene Ontology annotation, biological process: carbohydrate transport. NCBI's taxonomy places the organism in Eukaryota, Viridiplantae, Streptophyta, Magnoliopsida, Caryophyllales, Amaranthaceae. The record is from RefSeq and is a predicted model, not a curated record. Gene Ontology annotation, molecular function: sugar transmembrane transporter activity. Gene Ontology annotation, cellular component: membrane. The transcript has 5 exons. The coding region runs from base 200 to 958 and encodes 252 amino acids.
CCUUUCUUAUUUUUCCAUUUAUUGGUAGUUUUUUUGGAAUUUGGUGUUCAAAUUAUAUGAGGAAAAGUUUUAUUUAAUGUACCAAAAUUAUUCUCUUGUACGUCCCAACUAUAUAAAUCUCUUUUUUUCUAUAAUUUGAUUCUUAAUUUUGCAACAACAACCUUCAUACUUGAAUUAUUUUGCUUAAAAUCAAGUAAUCAUGGUUUCAGCGGGAGCAAUUCGUUUUGCUGCUGGAAUUAUCGGAAAUAUAACAGCUUUGGUCUUGUUUUUAUCUCCGGUGCCGACGUUCAUCGGAAUAUGCAAGAAGAAGACAGUGGAGCAAUACUCACCAAUUCCAUACUUAGCCACAUUCGUGAAUUGCAUGCUUUGGGUUGUAUAUGGCAUGCCAUUCAUCCAUCCACAUAGCAUUUUGGUGGUGACAAUAAAUGGGGCAGGAUUCUUCAUUGAACUACUUUACUUAAUACUCUUUGUGAUUUACUCUGACAAGAAAAAGAGGAUCAAAAUUGUAUUAAUUGCAAUUGGUGAAAUUAUAGUUGUUGGAAUUAUGACUGCCUUGGUCCUCACUUUUGCUCAUACCACCAAACGUAGAUCUUCCAUUGUUGGUGUUAUUGGUGUCAUUUGCAACAUCCUCAUGUAUGCUUCUCCAUUGUCCGUUAUGAAAUUGGUAAUAACAACAAAAAGCGUGGAGUACAUGCCCUUCACCUUGUCACUGGCUGCCUUUGCUAAUGGCAUUGCAUGGACAAUCUAUGCCUUGUUUCCCUUGGAUCCUUACAUUGCCGCACCAAAUGGUUUGGGAUCAUUGUUUGCAUUGGUCCAAUUAAUAUUAUAUGCAACAUAUUACAAGUCCACCAAGGAACAACUUGCAGCAAGAAAAGCCAAAUCUGCAAUGGGCUUAUCAGAAGUUUACAAUGGGAACUCUGAAAAAUUGGGCCAAAACGGUCGGGCUCAGAUUCCAUGAAGCCCAAAUCCACUUAGCUGAUUAUUGACCUUGCUAGAAUAACAAUCUACAACGGCUUGAUCAAUCAUGGAUUUCUCAUUCCCAUUUAGUGUUUGCACUUUAAUUUGUUGUUUAUUCUUUUUUUUUUUUAAUAAAAAUGGUGCCCAUCUUAAACUACUUUAACUUAGGUAAUAUGUAGAAUGAAGAAGGUUUGAAAAUUUUAGCAGUUGACUCGUAUAAGUCACGAGAUUUUUUCAUGUUGAAUAAUGUAUUACCCAUAUUUUGCUUUUAAAAAAUAAGAGUACUGUAAGAGAAUCCCAUUUUUAACGCAAAAAAAUUAAAAACACAACUUAUUAU